AUGUACACCGUUGAAUUUCAAAAAAGAGGUUUGCCUCAUGCACAUAUUCUCCUAUGGCUUCAUGCGAACAAUAAAUUGAAUUCACCUGCUAUGAUUGAUUCAGUUAUAUGUGCUGAACUUCCAGACCCUAUUACGGAUCCUCUACUCUUCCAUGCUGUGUCUAAUUACAUGGUCCAUGGACCUUGUGGGUUAAGCAACAAACAAUCUCCCUGCAUGAAGAAUGGUCAGUGCUCGAAAUUCUUCCCAAAAAAGUUCACAGAUGCAACAUCAUUUGACAGUGAUGGGUUUCCCAUAUACAGGCGAAGGAAUAAUGGCAUAACAACUAUGAGAAGAGAUAUCCCAUUGGAUAAUGGUUAUGUUGUACCGUAUAAUGCGAAGUUGCUGAUGAAAUAUCAAGCUCACAUUAACAUUGAAUACUGCAAUAAGGCAAAUUCGAUUAAGUAUUUAUUUAAGUACAUCAACAAGGGAGUUGAUAGAGUGACAAUGUCGAUGUCAACGGGAGAAAAGGUGAAUGAAGUGGAUGAGAUCAAACAAUAUUAUGAUUGUAGAUAUAUUUCUCCAUGUGAAGCUGUUUGGAGAAUAUUCAAGUUUGAUAUCCAUCAUCAUUGGCCACCUGUAAGCAAGCUUUCAUUUCACCUCCCUGACGAACAACUUGUGAUAUUUAAAAACGGGGUUUUGAUAGAUAAUGUGUUAGAGCGCUCCAGAGAAAAAAUUACAAAGUUUUUGGCAUGGAUGGUUGCAAAUGCAAGAUACUCUAAUGGGAACAACCUUACGUACGCUGAAUUUCCCUCCAUGUUUGUUUAUGAUGAAGUUAAGUGUCAGUGGAGACCUCGGAAGAGAGGUUUCUCAAUUGGGCGGAUGAAUUUCAUUCCUCCAGGAACUGGCGAAUUGUUCUACAUGAGGAUGUUGCUUAAUGUGCAGCGUGGUUGCAAGAGCUUCGAAGAAUUGAGGACUGUUAAAAAUCACAUUUACGACUCAUUCUGUGCAGCAUGCGAUGCUUUAGGGUUACUGACUGAUGAUCGAGAAUUUGUGGAUAGUUUACUUGAGGCAUCUGUACUGGGCUCUGGAUUCUACCUUAGAGGACUAUUUGUUAGAUUGCUUCUGUCAAAUACAAUGGCUAAUCCACCAGCUGUGUGGCUAAAAACAUGGCAUCUUCUAGCUGAUGGAAUAGUAUAUGCGCGUCGGAGAUCAUUGAAUAAUCCAGAUCUUACUAUUGAUGAUGAAAGACUACAGGAACUCUGCUUAAUGGAGAUUGAAAGUAUCCUUCUGAUGAAUGGCAAAUCCUUAAAGGAUUUCAAGGGCAUGCCUUGCGUUGACUCUAGCAUUGUUGCUGAGUAUGGCAAUUUGCUAUUAUUUAAUGAGAUGAACUAUGAUUCAAUUGAGAUGGGUCGAUUGCAUUCUGAAUAUGUGCAGAAGUUGAACACAGGCCAAAUGAAAGUGUUUCUUGAAAUAAUGGCUGCUGUUGAUAGUGAUAACAGAGGUUUCUUUUUUGUGUAUGGGUAUGGAGGUACUGGCAAAACAUUCCUGUGGAAAACUUUGACGUACAAGCUCAGAUCAGAGAAAAAAGUUGUGCUAAAUGUUGCUUCCAGUGGAAUAGCUUCACUACUCCUUCCGGGUGGAAGAACUGCGCACUCGCUGUUUGCCAUUCCUUUAAACUUGAACGAAGAUUCAUGUUGUAGUAUACCACAAGGUAGCCCAAAAGCUGAAUUACUACAGGCUGCAAGUUUAAUUAUUUGGGACGAAGCACCAAUGGUUACCAAAUAUGCGUUCGAGGCACUAGAUAGGACUUUAAGAGACAUUAUGAGGGGUAAGGUCAAGGAUAGCAUGGAUAAACCGUUCGGUGGGAAGACCAUAGUUUUGGGUGGUGACUUUAGACAAAUAUUGCCAGUCAUUCCAAAGGCCAGUAGAGCUGAGAUUGUUAUGGCUACUGUGAACUCUUCCCGGUUGUGGAGGCAUUGUAAAGUACUUACAUUAUCUGAGAAUAUGAGGUUACUUUCGAACUCGUCAUCCGAAGACAGGGACGAAGUGAAGUCGUUUGCUGAAUGGGUUCUUGAUCUUGGAAAUGGUAAGUUAGGAGAGUUUAAUGAUGGGGAAAGUGAUAUUAUCAUUCCAGAUCAGUUUUUGAUUGAACAAUCGGAAGAUCCAAUAGCUGACAUUGUGAGGUUCACAUACAACAAUAUCGUUGAAGGCACUAUUGGGGCGGAAUUUUACAAAGAUAAAGCAAUACUUGCCCCAACACUUGAUGCAGUGGAUUCAGUUAAUCAAUAUGUGUUGUCAUUGUUUAAUGGCCAAGAAAAGACAUACAUGAGUUCUGACACAAUUUGGAAGGCUGAUGAACAAGUUGGUAUUGUUGCUGAUUGGAUAACGACUGAAUUUUUGAAUGAUAUCAAGUGUUCUGGAAUGCCUGAUCACAAGUUGGUACUUAAAAAAGGUGCUCCAAUCAUGCUGAUGCGCAAUCUUGAUAUUUCAUCGGGAAUGUGUAAUGGAACUAGAUUGAUUGUGAAAGAUCUUUGUCCGAAUGUUAUUGGUGCAAUUAUUAUUACUGGCACACACACAGGCAAAAAAGUGUUUAUAUCAAGGAUGGACUUAAUGCCUUCUGACCCGAACUUGCCCAUUAAGUUUACGAGAUGUCAGUUCCCAGUGUGCUUGUCUUUUGCUAUGACAAUUAACAAGAGUCAAGGACAGAGUUUAUCACAUGUUGGCGUUUACCUCCCAAAGCCUGUUUUUUCUCAUGGACAACUUUAUGUUGUUGUUUCAAGAGUGAAGUCGAAAGCUGGGUUAAAAAUUCUAAUUUGUGGCGAUGAUACUAGCAAAACUGGAGCAACUAAGAACAUUGUCUACAAAGAGUGGUUGAAUUUAGCCCCUCAUAUUGUAUAUGUUUUCAUGUUUCCUCAUUAUCCCUUCCACCACUUAAUGAUUAUACUCUAUUUAUCUGUAUGGUAUACAUACCACAAGCCGGACCCGGACUUUGUAGUGCUCCCUAAGUGGUUCGUUAAACGUAAUCCUAUUCUAAUUCCGUAUCAGAAUGUUCUUCUAACUGAUCCGGCCAACAAUACAUUUUCUUUGAGCCUUAGAACAGUGGACGGAGAAAAGAGAAUAAGAGGUUUUCAGGAAAUCUGCCAGGCGCACAACAUCAAUGGAACUGUUAGGGUGCAUUACACCUACAUUGAUGGGAGUCAAUUCAAUAUUCGGAUUUUUCUAGAUGAGUACACUGAGGUUGCCUACAUUGUCCAAGAGGAGGAGGAAUUUGUUGAUGUAGAGGAGGAUUCUGAUGAUGAAGAGGAGCUUGCUUGGUUCAGUGUUAUCACUGGGGCAAGGUCAUUCGGAAGGCAAUGUCUGCACGUCCCUGCCAGUGUUGCGAUUGAGCUUAUUCCACACAGACCUCCCACACUAAACAUCAUAUUGCCCGAUGGCAAUUUAGAUGUGUGGACAUUGAAAUGGGCAACUGCUAGGACCAAUGCAGUUGAGUUUGGUCAUGGGUGGUAUGAGUUUGGCAAGGAGAAACGAAUCCGUGCCAGGGAUGAACUGCGAUUCUAUAAGACAGAUCUGAUAGACACUUACCGGCUUGAAGUCCGCCGUCGCUAG
Molecule: messenger RNA, 3585 nt
Organism: Lotus japonicus
Lineage: Eukaryota; Viridiplantae; Streptophyta; Magnoliopsida; Fabales; Fabaceae
Exons: 6
Coding region: 1-3585 (1194 amino acids)
Biological process (GO): DNA repair; telomere maintenance
Molecular function (GO): DNA helicase activity
Source: RefSeq, a predicted model, not a curated record